Molecule: messenger RNA, 1444 nt
Organism: Aethalodelphis obliquidens (Pacific white-sided dolphin)
Lineage: Eukaryota; Metazoa; Chordata; Mammalia; Artiodactyla; Delphinidae
Gene: VENTX
Product: VENT homeobox
Exons: 2
Coding region: 408-1034 (208 amino acids)
Biological process (GO): regulation of transcription by RNA polymerase II; embryonic morphogenesis
Cellular component (GO): nucleus
Molecular function (GO): DNA-binding transcription factor activity, RNA polymerase II-specific; RNA polymerase II transcription regulatory region sequence-specific DNA binding
Source: RefSeq, a predicted model, not a curated record
ACCGCGGCUCAACCAGGUCGCGCCCACUGUGGGCUCCUGCGCGUGGGGAGGCUGGGGCCAGCGCCUCGUGCUCCCCGGGUGUACCAGCCACCUCCCAGCCGGGCCGCAGCGCUCCGGGAGAGGACAGCCGGGCUCAGGAAAGUCCACAGGGGAGCGCCAGGCAGGCCGGGGCUGGGGCGCUAGAGUCCCAGUCGGCCGUCCCGCCCUCCCGGGUCAGCGAAACCAAUGGACGCCUGGGCCCACGCGGCAGCGACAGCGGCGAUUGGACAGCUGGGCAUGAAAGGGGCGCCGCCUUUUUAUAGGGCUCUGAGGGCGGGGGCGCAGUGGAGCCCCCGGCAGUGUCGCGGCGCGCUGGCCCCACGUCGCGCCUGCUGAGCCCCGCCAGCCCCGCGCCCGCCGGCCAGCGCAUGGCCCCGGCGUCGCUCGGCAUGAACCCUGUUGGGCUCAGGACGUGCAGCAGGGACCGUGCGGGGUCCGGCCCGUUGCCCUUCAGCGUCAAGUCGCUGCUGCAGGCAGAGCACUGGCUGGGCGCGGAGCCCGCGGAGCCCCGGGAGGAGAGGCCGCGGGGCGCCGCGGAACCCCGGGCCUGGGUCCCGGCGGCCGCCCCCUUGUCCUCCCCACGCGCCCCCAGCCCUCCACCCUGCACCCUCAGGAAACACAAGAACAACCGCAAGCCGCGGACGCCCUUCACCACCGCGCAGCUGCUGGCGCUGGAGGGCAAGUUCCGCCAGAAGCAGUACCUGUCCAUCGCGGAGCGCGCCGAGUUCUCCAGCAGCCUGAGCCUCUCCGAGACGCAGGUCAAGAUCUGGUUUCAGAACCGCCGGGCCAAGGCCAAGCGACUGCAGGAGGCCGAGCUGGAGAAGCUGAAGCUGGCGGCCAAGCCGCUGCUGCCCUCGUUCGCCCUGCCCUUCCCGCUGGGCGUCCACCUUCACGGCUCCCCGGCCGUGUACGGCAGCGCGGCGGGCUCCCUGCCGCAGGUGCCGGGACUCCUCGCCGCGCCCGUGGCCGCCUACGGCAUGUAUUACCUGUCCUAGGGCUGCAAGGCCGUGGGCCCUGGGGGCCCGCUGGGGAGGAAGGGCACGCGCGCAGGGGGUGUAGGGGGCGGGGUGUUGUCUUCCCAGGUCCGGAGACGGGUCCCCGCGGGCGAGCGGCGCCCCGGCCGGUUCCUUGCUCCUGGUGCGCAGCGGGCGUCUCGGGGUUCUCUUCUUGUCUCGUUUUUCAGGUUUUUGUUUUUGUUGUUGUUAAUACUGUGUUAAACUGGAUGCCGCAAGACUAUCUGUGGGCAUCUUACGGUUAUUUUAAAAAAAUGUUUUUAUAAAGUUAUGUUAGUGCAAACUUUCCUGAAAGACAGUGAACAUAGUUUUAUAUUGUCCUCGAAAUGGACAAAAUAGGACUUUCCAAUGUAUACAAAGCAGCCAAUAAAGUAUUCUGAGGUUUCCUCUGU